Messenger RNA from Sceloporus undulatus (fence lizard), 2235 nucleotides. RefSeq names its product keratin, type I cytoskeletal 10-like. The record is from RefSeq and is a predicted model, not a curated record. The coding region runs from base 68 to 1912 and encodes 614 amino acids. The transcript has 8 exons. Gene Ontology annotation, molecular function: structural molecule activity. Lineage: Eukaryota; Metazoa; Chordata; Lepidosauria; Squamata; Phrynosomatidae. Gene Ontology annotation, cellular component: keratin filament.
ACCAGGCUGUGCAGCUGAACUGUGGGGCUUUUGUGGUGUUUCUUUUGGAUCCUAAACAUUUUUCAAGAUGAGUUCCGGCGUUAAGGGAGGUGGCAGCAGGAGAGGGAGCAUAGGUGGAGGUGGAAGUUGUGGUAUUAGCAGUGGAGGAGGUGGCAGCCGCAUCAUCAGUGGAGGAAGUUCUGGACGCAUCGGUGGUGGUGUCUGUGGUGUUGGUGGUGGUAGUGGUGGAAGUACCAGAAUCAGCACUUCUUCAUCAUCCAGGGGAUUUUCUGGAAGAAGUUAUGGAGGAGGAGGAUCCAGGAGUGGCUAUGGAGGAGGUGGUUUCAGCAGCGGGAGCUGUGGAAGAAUAAGUAGGGGGAGAAUAUAUGGUGGCAGCUCCUAUGGAGGUGGCAGCUACGGAGGUGGAGGCUACGGUGGUGGAGGCUAUGGUGGAGGCUAUGGUGGGGUUUCCUAUGGCAGUGGUGGCUAUGGUGGUGGCGGCUACAGUGGUGGCAGCUAUGGAGGUGGCAGCUAUGGUGGUGGUAGCUAUGGGGGUGGUAGCUACGGAGGUGGCUUCCACCCAUUCAGCAGUGGUAGUUUUGGUAUGGGGGGUGGCGAAGGGGGCCUCCUCUCCAACAAUGAAAAGUCAACCAUGCAGCACCUGAAUGACCGCCUGGCCAAUUACCUGGACAAGGUGAAACACCUGGAAGAAGAAAAUGCUCAGCUGGAGAUGUACAUCAGAGAGUGGUACCAAAAACAUGGUGAUGUGGGCACCGUAAGGGACUACGCCCCCUAUUACCAAGAAAUUGACCAGCUCUACAAUGAGCUUGUUAAUGAAAUUGAUGAUUACAACAAGUAUCUUCUGAAUAUUGAUAACACCAGGAUGACUGCUGAUGAUUUUAAACUGAAGUUUCAAACUGAAGCUGGUCUCCGCCAGAAUGUUGAGGCUGAUAUCAAUGGGUUGCGCCCAUUGUUAGAUCAACUGACUCUCUCUAGGUCCGAUCUGGAGGCUCAGUUUGAAUCUCUGAAAGAGGAGUUGAUCAGUCUCCAGAAGAACCACCAGGAGACCCUGAGAGAACUGCGAAGUCAACGUGGUCCUGGUGAUGUCAAUGUUGAGGUGAAUGCCGCUCCUGGCCAGGAUCUGAAGCAACGUCUUGAUCAGCUCAGGGCUGAAUAUGAAAACAUCAUUGAUCAAAACUGCAGAGAAGUGCAAGCCUGGUAUGAAAGUAAGAUGGAAGAGGUUCGUCAACAGGUCAGCUCAAGUGGUCUGGAGAUAAGCUCAGGAAACCAGCAAGUUUCAGAUUUGAGACGGGAAUAUCAGACGCUGGAGAUUGAGCUGCAAUCUUCACUCAGCAUGAUCCAGUCUCUACAGACCAGUCUGGAAGACACAGAACGUCGAUAUAACAUGCAGCUGCAACAGAUUCAGACCAUGAUCGAGCCAGUAGAAGGAGAACUGGCCAGCCUCAGAAUGGAGAUUGAGGGCCAGAAUCAAGAGUAUCAAUUGCUCCUUGGUAUCAAAACACGCCUGGAGCAAGAGAUUGCCCAGUACCGCCGGCUGCUUGAGGAAGGACAGCAAGAAAUCUGUUCAGGAGGAGGGUAUGGAGGAGGAUACGGAGGUGGAUAUGGAGGUGGUCGAAGGGGUAGCAUUGGAAGAAUUGGUGGAGGAGGCAUCAGUGGAGGAGGCAUCAGUGGAGGAAGCAUCAGUGGUGGAGGCAUCAGCGGUGGAGGCAUCAGCGGAGGCGGCAUGAGUGGAGGAAGCAUCGGAGGAGGUGGUGGUUCGUGUGGAAUUGGCGGAGGAAGCAUGAGCGGUGGUGGUAUCAGUGGAGGAAGCAUCGGAGGAGGUGGCGGUUCAUGUGGAAUCAGUGGAGGAAGCAUCGGUCAUAUUGGAGGUGGUGGAGGCUCUUCAUGUCUUGGAAGGAAAUCCAUUGAAUAGCCAAUUGCCUUACAAUGACAUUGCAAUCUCAAACCCUCCAAGUCGUUUUGACAAUAGAGGAAGAGCAUGACUGCCAAAAUUCUCUGCAUGGACUCCCUAGACAGAGGGGAUUGCUCCCUCUAGCUAUUUGACUCUGCCUAGGCUGUCACUACAUAAGUGUCCUUUGCAGCCAAUUAACCUGUGAAGCCUACCAUUUGUUUCUUCUUUAUAGCUCCUUCUUGCAGGACUUGCUCUCACCUUUUUUAAAAAAUUAGGGGCUGGCUUUCAGCUUCUGAUAUUGCUGAGGAUUAUCCAAUAAAGUCUAUUGCUGCUUGAUGCAAACA